Molecule: messenger RNA, 2786 nt
Organism: Closterium sp. NIES-67
Lineage: Eukaryota; Viridiplantae; Streptophyta; Zygnematophyceae; Desmidiales; Closteriaceae
Source: the annotation of a GenBank genome assembly
UUGGUCUUCAAACACACACUUCACCUGUCUCCUGACUAUUCCCCGUACUGUGUCGUUCUCGGGUCACAUUCUUGGCCGCGAAGUACUACUUGCUUCGAUCCGCACUUGGGCAAGAUUUAUACCGCAGGAACGUCCAACCCCGACGAUCGGCGAUCGACUCACCAGCCGCAAUUACCGCUGGCAAUACGCUCACACACACUCACAGACAUACACUGACGCCAUCACCAACCCAAUCGCUGCUCAAAGACGAGAAAUGCUUGCGUCAACGCCGUCCACAUCAUCCCAGCGCCGCCUGCUGAUGCCGGCAGCGGCGCUCGUCGGGCUCAUUCUCUCCACUGCCGGCGUGCUCCCCGCGCUGGCCGGCGAAAAGGAGGCUCUCCUCAACCUCAAGUCCGUCUUAGCCGCCAGUUUCCUCACCUCGUGGGACGUCGCCCAGCCGCUCUGCCCGGGGACUUGGCAGGGCGUCGCGUGCGACUCCAGCAACCACGUUUCGUCGCUCGUGCUGUCGCCAUGCGCGCCGUCGACCCCGUCGCCCAUGCUCGAGGGCCCCUUGGCGGACGCGACGGGCUUCUCCGAACUCAGCGAGCUCUUGGCUCUCGACCUGUCGUGCAACCGCUUCUCCAAGAGCAUGCCCAGCGCGCUCACGACGCUCUCGAAGCUCACGCUGCUGAACCUCGCGAGGGACAACGACUUCGAAGGGCCCAUUCCCGACGGGCUCCUCGCAAUGCCCGCCCUCGCGUACCUCGACCUCUCCGACACCAACCUCACGGGACGCCUGCCCACGGCGGCGGGGUCGUACACGCCCACGCUCUCGCACCUGGACCUGUCGUACAACGACCUCACGUUCGACCUGCCGUGGGAAAUGAGCGCGCUGUCGAACCUGCAGUACCUCAACGUGCGUGCCAACCGCUUCAACAACUCCGACACGCCCAUCUCCGCGUUUUCCUACAUGACCCGCCUCACCUUCCUCGACAUUUCUGAUAAUCUUCUCACGUGCGACCUGCCGUCGGGGGUUGGGCUCAGCGUGCCGGGCCUCGUGCACCUGGCGGCCGGCAGCAACCGGCUGGACGGCAGCAUACCGGCGUCUUUCACACACCUGACGGCGCUCACGUUCCUCGACGUGGGGUACAACGCGCUAACGGGCUCCAUCCCGUACUCGCUACUGAGUCUCCCGCACCUCGUUGAAGCGCACCUGGGGCACAACUCCUUCGGAGCGAGGUUCCCCGCGCGCAUGCCCACGCCCACGCUGCGCUUCUUGGAUGUCGGGUGGAACGAGCUGAGCGGCGCGCUUCCGACUCUCAUCAUCCGCAGCACGGGCCUCCUGCACCUGGACCUCAGCCACAACCACUUCACGGGGACCAUCCCCCCCGAGUGGCGCAAGCUCGUCAAUCUCCGCCACAUCGACGUGGGCUUUAACGACCUCAGGGGGUCGAUCCCCGGCGCGUUCCAGGCGCUGACGAACCUGGAGGCGUUCUAUGCGCCGCACAACCGGCUGUCGGGCGCGUCGAUCGGCGCGUUCGGCGUGCGCGACCACGAGACGCGCUUCUACCUGGACCUCAGCUACAACCACAUGGGCGGCACGCUGCGGCGGCUCGGCGCGCUGUACAGCUUCGUGGACCUGAACCUCGCGCACAACUACCUCCGCGGAUCCGUGCCCCGCCGCAUGUUCCAAGGGGUCAAACUGGCGGCCCUAGACCUGAGCUAUAACAGACUAUGGGGCGUGAUGGACGCUUUCACGGCGCUGACGAACCUGACGAGCUUGAACCUGGCGGGGAAUAAGCUCUCGGGCACCAUUCCCACCAAGAUGAGCAACUUGAACAAGCUGCAGCGCCUCGUGCUCGCGCACAACGCGCUGUCCGGGAGCGUGCCCGAGUCCGUGACGUCCAGCAGCCGGCUGGUGAAGCUGGACCUCAGCAGCAACGCCUUGUCUGGCAAGCUUCCGCAGAUCAACCACUGCCCGGAGGAGCUGAACCUAGCGAACAACAUCUUCACGGACAUGCUUCCCGACAUCGGCUCCUGUGCCGCCAGCGCGGAGCGCAUCGACUUCUCCAACAACCAGCUCACGGGCAGCAUCCCCACUGUCAUCGCGCACUUCUCGUACCUGAGCCACCUCUCCUUCUCCCGCAACCUCAUGAACGGCACCAUCCCUGAGGAAUUCUCUGCGCUGCGCAGCCUGCGCGUGCUGGACCUGUCGUGGAACCAGUUCAAGGGGUCCAUCCCGAGCGGGCUGGGGCUGUCUGAGGCUCUGCAGCAGGUGUUUCUGGCGGGGAACCAGCUGGACGGGACGAUACCUGAUGGCAUGGCGGCUUUUUCCAUGGCGACGUUUGAGCCUGGGAACGACUUCCUGUGUGGAGAGCCUGUGAAACAGUGCAUCAUUUGAGGUGCUUCCCAGCAGGCCUCUGUUCCUAGCCCAGGGUUCUUACUUCGAUACUUGGGGCGAGCUGUAGGUAGGUAGGUUAGUAUGUUACUUGCAGUCAAACUGUAGAUUGAGAUCAACAUUUGGAUACGCAGUGGAUCCUUCUUGUAUAGUCAAUACGUAGCAUGAGGGAAGUGUAGAAGGGAGAGAAUCGUAACUCGUGGAGUGGAGACGAGAAAUGCCCCAUUUACCACGUUCUGAUGAGUCACAUGUUGCUUGGUAAUUGGAACUUGGUGGUGAUGUGCUGUCAUUCUUCUUGGUGCUCAGGAGGAGCACCGUUGUUUGUUACGCUGAGCUGAGCAGCAGCACAUCUGGUGGCAUGCAUCACGAUGCUGUACAACUGUCCUCUCAACGCCUCAUCACAGAAAUG